Helobdella robusta is the source of this 510-nucleotide messenger RNA. RefSeq lists its product as hypothetical. Gene Ontology annotation, molecular function: DNA binding. Gene Ontology annotation, cellular component: nucleus. The record is from RefSeq and is a predicted model, not a curated record. The transcript has a single exon. Lineage: Eukaryota; Metazoa; Annelida; Clitellata; Rhynchobdellida; Glossiphoniidae. Bases 1 to 510 code for a protein of 169 amino acids.
AUGGAAGAAGCAGAUACAGCACAAGAACUAGCAAAAUCUGUUAACCUAUUAAAUGCAAUUAAUUGGUUGGAUGUGGCAUGGAGAAAUGUUAAUCCUACUUCAAUCACAAAAUGUUUUAAUAAGUGUGGUUUUGGAAUAGGAAAAAAUAUAGAUACAGAUGUGCAGCUGAUUGAAGCUGAUCUUACCAUAACCAGCCUUUUGGGUUCUGUUACUUGGGAAAAUUUUGUAACCAUGGAUAACAAUGAUGACUCAAUCCAUAGCCCACAAAGUUCUGAAAAUCAUGAACAAUUUGAAGUCCAAGAUGAUGAAGAGGAAGAAGAGGCUCCAGUCCAAGAAGUUUCUACAAAGAUGGCAUUACAAUGUGCCAGGAAGCUAACUUCAUAUUCGAUACAUGUGGGCAAUAGAGAAUUGUUACAAUUUUCUGAGAACAUUGAAAAUAUUUUAGAAAUUGAAUUGUUAAAAACAAAAUGUUUUGGCAAACAGACAACUAUGAAUGAUUUUCUUCCAUAA